ACAACCGAAAUGGUCACCGAUUGCGUGCUGGGCCUGAAGGCCGAGAGCUUCACAGAUGAGCCAUCACCAAUUAUGGGCUACAUCAAGGCAAUCCUUCACAUGCCUUGGCCUUCCAUCAUAUACCUUAUGAUAGCCAACUUUUUGCCCAGCAUAAGGCUAUUCUAUAAAAUGCGCCUUAUUCCCUUGCCAAUGGAGCACUACUUUGUGAAUCUGAUGCAAACUGCAAUCGAUGCGCGACAACAACAACUGGCAGUUGGAAAACAAUUCGACCGCGGCGACUUCCUGGACUAUAUACUCCAGCUGGGCAGCAAGAAGAACCUGGAUACUCGCCAAUUGACCGCACACAUAAUGACCUUCCUGCUGGACGGAUUCGAGACGACGGCCACAGUUCUCAGUCAGGUGCUCUUGCUGCUGGGCAGAGAUGAGCAGGUGCAGCAGCGACUGCGCGAAGAGAUCGAGGCCCAUCUCAGUGACAAGGGCAUCAUUGAGUUUGAGAGGCUCAAUGAGUUGCCCUUUCUGGAUGCAUGUAUUCAUGGUGAGUCAACGCUCAAUGUAAGCCUUGAAAUUAUAUCUGAUUUCCUCGAUACCACAGAAACCUUGCGCCUCUUUCCCCUAUUUGUUGCCCGUAAACUGUGCACUGAGCCCAUCGAGUUGCCCAACAAGAAGGGCGAGAGUUUCGUUGUGGAACGGGGCACCACGGUCAUUGUGCCCCAUUGCUGCUUCAUGCUGGAUGAGGAAUAUUUCCCCGAUCCGCAGGCCUUCAACCCGGAACGAUUCAUGCAACCCGAUGCUGUUAAGAUGUUUCGAGAGCAAGGCGUCUUCAAUGGCUUUGGUGAUGGUCCGCGCAUUUGCAUAGGCAUGCGCUUUGCCUUGAUACAGAUUAAGGCGGCCAUCAUCGAGGUGUUGACCAAGUUCAAUAUUCGUCUGAAUCCCAAAACCCGCAAGGAUAUCCUAUAUGAGCCCUUGGCCUUUGUGACGACCCUGAAAGGCGGCAUUUGGCUGGACUUUGAGGAGCGCCAAUGAAGCGUAAAUGACA
Drosophila navojoa is the source of this 1036-nucleotide messenger RNA. Its product is annotated as putative cytochrome P450 28a5. NCBI's taxonomy places the organism in Eukaryota, Metazoa, Arthropoda, Insecta, Diptera, Drosophilidae. Gene Ontology annotation, molecular function: oxidoreductase activity, acting on paired donors, with incorporation or reduction of molecular oxygen; heme binding; monooxygenase activity. The record is from RefSeq and is a predicted model, not a curated record.